Messenger RNA from Lipotes vexillifer (Yangtze River dolphin), 2442 nucleotides. It is a transcript of the gene RASAL1, whose product is annotated as RAS protein activator like 1. Lineage: Eukaryota; Metazoa; Chordata; Mammalia; Artiodactyla; Lipotidae. Gene Ontology annotation, biological process: regulation of GTPase activity; cellular response to calcium ion; negative regulation of Ras protein signal transduction. Gene Ontology annotation, molecular function: GTPase activator activity. The record is from RefSeq and is a predicted model, not a curated record. The transcript is spliced from 21 exons. The coding region runs from base 1 to 2442 and encodes 813 amino acids.
AUGGCCAAGAGCAGCUCCCUGAAUGUCCGCGUCGUGGAGGGCCGGGCGCUGCCCGCCAAGGACGUGUCUGGGAGCAGUGACCCCUACUGCAUAGUGAAAGUGGACGAUGAAGUGGUGGCCAGGACAGCAACCAUCUGGCGAAGCCUGAGCCCCUUCUGGGGGGAGGAGUACACAGUGCACCUGCCCCUGGAUUUCCACCAUCUGGCCUUCUAUGUGCUGGACGAGGAUACCGUGGGGCACGACGACAUCAUAGGCAAGAUCUCACUGAGCAGGGAGGCCAUUGCAGCUGACCCCCGAGGAAUUGAUAGCUGGAUCAACCUGAGCCAUGUGGACCCUGAUGCAGAGGUGCAGGGUGAGAUCUGCCUGGCUGUGCAGAUGCUGGAGGAUGUGAGGGGCCGUUGUCUUCGCUGUCACGUGCUCCAGGCCAGGGACCUGGCCCCCCGAGACAUCUCCGGCACAUCUGACCCAUUUGCACGUGUGUUUUGGGGCAGCCAGAGCUUGGAGACUUCGACCAUCAAGAAGACUCGCUUCCCACACUGGGAUGAGGUGCUGGAGCUGCGGGAGAUGCCAGGUCCCCCAUCCCCACUGCGGGUGGAGCUCUGGGACUGGGACAUGGUUGGCAAGAAUGACUUCUUGGGCAUGGUGGAGUUCCCCCCGCAGGUCCUACAGCAGAACCCGCCCAAUGGCUGGUUCCACCUCCUGCCCUUUCCCAGAGCGGAGGAGGAUUCUGGGGGGAGCCUGGGUGCUCUGCGGCUGAAGGUGCGCCUGACCGAGGACCGCGUCCUGCCCUCCCAGUACUACCAGCCACUCAGGGAGUUGCUCAUGGAGUCUGUGCUGGGGCCGGCAGAGGAAGAUGCUGCCAGCCCCCUGGCUGUCCUGGAGGAGCUGACCUCGGGGGACUGCCGCCAGGAGCUUGCCACCAAGCUGGUGAAGCUCUUUCUUGGCCAGGGCCUGGCUGGGCCCUUUCUGGACUAUCUCACCCGGCGUGAGGUGGCACGGACCACUGACCCCAACACCCUCUUCCGUUCUAACUCCCUGGCAUCCAAGUCAAUGGAACAGUUUCUGAAGCUCGUGGGCAUGCCCUACCUGCACGAGGUCCUGAGGCCGGCGAUUAACCGCGUCUUCGAGGAGAAGAGGUACAUGGAGCUGGACCCGUGCAAGAUGGGCCUGGGCCGCACCAGGAGAAUCUCCUUCAAGGGUGUGCCCUCCGAGGAGCACGUGCGGGAGGCCAGCCUGGGACUGCUGACGGGCUACCUAGGGCCCAUCAUGGAUACCAUUGUGGGCUCCGUGGGGCGCUGCCCGCUUGCCAUCCGUCUCGCCUUCAAGCAGCUGCGCCAGUGCGUGGAGGAGCGCUUUCCCCAGGCAGAGCACAAGGAUGUGAAGAACCUGGCCAUAAGUGGCUUUCUCUUCCUGCGAUUCUUCGCUCCUGCCAUCCUCACCCCGAAGCUGUUUGACCUUCGGGACCAGCACGCAGAUCCACAGACCAGCCGCUCACUGCUGCUGCUUGCCAAGGCUGUGCAGAGCAUUGGAAACCUGGGCCAGCAGCUGGGCCAGGGAAAGGAGCUGUGGAUGGCACCCCUACACCCCUUCCUGCUACAGAGUAUUUCGCGUGUGAGAGACUUCCUGGACCAGCUGGUGGAUGUGGAUGGGAAGGAGGAGCCUGGGGGCCCAGCCAGGGCCCCGGUCCCGCCCUCGGUGACUGUUCGAGAAGGCUACCUGCUCAAGCGCAAGGAAGAGCCCGCCGGCCUGGCCACACGCUUUGCGUUCAAGAAGUUCUACUUCCGGCUCAGCGGGGAGAUGCUCUCCUGCUCCAGGAGUCCUGAGCGUCAGACGCGAUCCUCCAUGCCGGUGUCGCACAUCCGCGCCGUGGAGCGCGUGGACGAGGGCGCCUUCCAGCUGCCGCACGUGAUGCAGGUGGUGACGCAGGACGGCGCGGGAGCGCUGCACACCACCUACCUCCAGUGCAAGAACGUGAACGAGCUCAACCAGUGGCUAUCGGCCCUGCGCAAGGCCAGCGCCCCCAAUCCGGACAAGCUGGCCGCCUGGCACCCCGGUGCGUUCCGCAGCGCGCACUGGACCUGCUGCCUCCAGGCCGAGCGCUCAGCUGCCGGUUGCAGCCGCACACACUCAGCCGUCACCCUGGGGGACUGGAGUGACCCUCUGGAUCCCGAUGCUGAGACCCAAAUGGUGUAUCGGCAGUUGCUUCUAGGGCGGGACCGGCUCAGGAUGAAAUUCCUGGAGGGUUCCACCCUGGAUACGACUCCCGAGGCAGACACAGAGAAGGGCUCCAGUGCCACAGAAGGGGCCUGUGCUGAUGCCCUGGCUCACCAGAGAGAGGCAGCUGCCCGUCUGCUGGAGGUGCUUGCAGACCUGGAUCAAGCCCACGAGGAGUUCCAGUCUCAGGAGCAGCGGAAGGUGGCCCCAGGCCCCCUGAGGCCCUGA